AUGCAUAACAUGUACGUGGUUGACCCGGAGACCAACACCUCAGCUCUACCCUACCGAACCCACAACGAGAAGCUGGAGAGGCUAUAUCGCCGUGCUUGCUGUGGAUCGGUUGCUGGCGUCCUCCUCUGGAUUGUCCUCUUGUUGGUUGCCAUCUUCGUCCCCAUCGGUGUGCUCGUUGCUACAGGUCAGUUGGGAUCCCACUCACCGCCACAGCUUCAGACUGCACCUCCGACCUUGACCUCAUGGGUAUUUCCAGCUACAGCAGCUUCGACUGCCGUGGUGGUUUCGAUCUUGCCGGGUAUGUCGACCACAACUGAGACGGUCGCGUCUAUUGUGGGGUCCUCUGCAACCAGCGCCGAGACAGUCACGUCAGUGGUAACCUCGAUCUCGGUGAGCAUUGUGACCUACUCAGGACCCUCGACGGCCACCACCAUGGAACCAGUCGCGACAACGGAGGUCCAAACUGUCACUGUGAUUCCAGUGGAGAUUACAACCCAAGGUGAGCGAUCGAUCAGUUUCACCACCAUAGAGGUCACAACCACGACGGUCCUCAAUCUUCCCACCGUCCACACCAUCGAACACACCGUCACCUCGACAGGGAGCUUCAUGGUCCAUGCGACAACGUUGUCCGCGACUGCGACCCAGCCUUUCGUAAACCCUCUGGUAGGAGUUACAGUCCUACCGAAGUUGACUCCAACUGUCAGCUUCGUCAGCCUUGUGACCAACUGA
Messenger RNA from Cladophialophora yegresii CBS 114405, 729 nucleotides. RefSeq lists its product as uncharacterized. Bases 1 to 729 code for a protein of 242 amino acids. Lineage: Eukaryota; Fungi; Ascomycota; Eurotiomycetes; Chaetothyriales; Herpotrichiellaceae. The transcript has a single exon. The record is from RefSeq and is a predicted model, not a curated record.